CUUCGACAUGUUUGGGCAAUUUUUCGAUUUCUUUCGAGGGACGGAGAACCCAUUUAUCUUCGGAGAAGACCUCAGCAUGGCCAACCCUCCUCCAUCGCCUGACACGACACACAGUCUCCUUUUCCCAAAAUACGAAGACAUUAUCAUCCCAGAGCACUCAGAAUAUCCGCCUACUCUUUGGGACUUCUAUUCCGAUAUCAUGUACGCAAACUACCAGAUGCACUAUAUAUUCUCAGCGAUGUCGAUGGAACAAAACCAAGGUAGCAGUUCCGGUCUGGUGCAAAGGACAGAGUACCUUGAAGACCAUGAUGCUGAGGGUGAGCCAGAUCCCUGGUAUGAGCCGUCAUGCUCCGUGCCCGCGCCUAUUCCGUUAUCCCAAGGAACCCAAGGGACCCCAGUGACCUCCUAUGGGCGCCCAGACGCGAACCCCCCAAUUCCCUCCAGUUCGUCAACUCCUCCAGACAACACGCUGAACGGUCCUUCGCCAGAUUUCUCUGACCUACCUUCCAUUCCUCGAGCGCUAUAUGCCUAUGGUGUUAAGAGAGAUGCAAAAUCUAAAAAGGCUAUGGGAAUAAGCUCAAAUGAUCGCCGGCCAUGCCCAUUAUGCUCUGACGAUUUCCAUAAAUCGAGAUCAACGUCAUCGUCGAAGGAGAACGAUUGGUGGAGGCAUCUCCAGCAGGCACACCUUAAGAACGACGCGAUCUCAUAUAUUGCGGAAGGUCAUUGCAUUGAUAUCAUUGCCCUUCUAUUCUUCACGACUCUCCGGGUUCGUUUUGAGGAGCAUCAUGACGAACGAUGGUUCGAGCCGACUCGCGAAGAGCACAGCGAGAUAAGGGCAUUCUACUCGGUGUACGGCGAAGAUCGAACGGAUGGACCAAUCAUCAGCACGAUCGAGGAAGGAAAGGAGCAUUACCCCAGGUUGAUGGCUCGACUUGAAUCUUUCGCCCCUUCCUGGUGGGGCCAUUUUAUCUGUCCAUCAUGCGACGCUCCGAUAGGACGCGAUCGGGCCAAGGAUCGCCACCCUCCCGGCCAUUGUAACGGGAGCGGCGAAGCUCUGCCUCCUCCAGAAUUCACGCCAUGGCCGCUGCAUCCUAUGGCACUCGAUGGACAGACUGCCAAACGCCCCCACCCCUCUCCCACCCUGGAUGGUGAUGAUUACGCCCCUCGACGGAAGAAGCCGUGCAAGCGAAAGCGUGGAAAUUGAACUUCAGCGUCACCGCAACAUUAAUUUCCCAUUGCCGGGCAAGGAUCUUUUUAAGCAUAGAGCGAAGUAUUCUCUUGGGUUUCAG
Molecule: messenger RNA, 1289 nt
Organism: Cantharellus anzutake
Lineage: Eukaryota; Fungi; Basidiomycota; Agaricomycetes; Cantharellales; Hydnaceae
Exons: 9
Coding region: 8-1204 (398 amino acids)
Source: RefSeq, a predicted model, not a curated record